AUGACUUUCCUGUGGCUGGCUCUUACUUACUUAGCACUCCUUGAUGCUGCCUGUGGUUGUGGGACCCCAUCCAUUAAACCCAAUGUGAAAGACAGAAUUAUCAACGGGGUGAAUGCCAUUCGUGGUUCUUGGCCGUGGCAAGUCUCGCUGCAGACUAGCUCACGUGGCCAUUUUUGUGGUGGUUCCCUGAUAAAUCAGAAUUGGGUUGUUACUGCUGCUCACUGCAAAGUGAAAGCGGGAACACAUUUUGCUUACUUUGGACUGUAUAACAGAUACGAUAAUGCUGCGCCAGCCCAACGGCGAUCCAUAGUCAAGGUGAUCACCAAUCCUUCCUGGGACUCUUACAAUAUAAAUAAUGACAUCACCCUCUUGAAGCUUUCUGCUCCAGUAGACCUGAAUGCGUAUGUGUCUCCAGUCUGUCUGCCUUCUCCCAAUGAGGCCUUACCCGCAGGUUUAAAGUGCGCCACAACUGGUUGGGGACGGGACAGACUGUCUUCAAAUGAACCUGCAACCAUAUUGCAGCAAGUCGCUCUUCCCCUGGUGUCGGCAAGUGAGUGCCAGCAAAAACACUCCAAUACUAUCACCAGUUCUAUGAUAUGUGCUGGCGGAGCCGGUUCCACGUCCUGCCAUGGUGAUUCUGGUGGCCCUCUGGUGACCAAGAAGGGCUCAGCCUGGUAUCUGAUUGGGAUCGUCUCCUGGGGAAGCCCCAGCUGUAACGUCCGGACUCCUGCCGUGUAUACCCGAGUCUCCAAAUUCCGCAACUGGAUUGAUCAAGUGGUAGCUAGAAACUGA
This is a messenger RNA of Protobothrops mucrosquamatus (brown spotted pit viper), 792 nucleotides long. It is a transcript of the gene CTRL, whose product is annotated as chymotrypsin like. NCBI's taxonomy places the organism in Eukaryota, Metazoa, Chordata, Lepidosauria, Squamata, Viperidae. The record is from RefSeq and is a predicted model, not a curated record. Gene Ontology annotation, biological process: proteolysis. The transcript has 7 exons. Bases 1 to 792 code for a protein of 263 amino acids. Gene Ontology annotation, molecular function: serine-type endopeptidase activity.